AUGGAUUAUUACGGUAUUAAUAGAGGUUCAAUUCGUGCUGAAGCUUUAAAAAAAUUAGCAGAUCUAACUGUUGAAAAUGUACCUUCAAAUUUAAAAGAAAUUAAUACUGGAAUUCAAAAAGAUGAUUUUUCAAAAUUAUUAACUUCAACUCCUAAAUUUUUUAAUAAUAAUAGAAAAAAUACUGAUAAAUUAUCAAAUGUUGCAAUAGCUCCAAAAGAAUAUGAAGUUUUAAUUGCAUUAUGUGAUUCAACAAAGAAACAAAUUAAGUUACAAAGUCAAAUCAAGAUAUUAAUUGAUAAAUUUAAGAUCUAUUUAUUUGAAUUACCUGAUCAAAAAUUUAGUUAUAAUAUUGUUUCAAAUUCAGUUGCAAUUUCUCCUUGGACUUUAUUAGGUGAAAAAUUAACUGUUGCAUUAAUUAAUUUAUGUUUUCAAGCCAAUAAACAAUAUUUUGAUGAAGUUGUUGAAAUUUUCCAUCAAUUUAUUGAAAAAUUCUUUGAUAAUGUUGAACCAGAUUUAUCAAAUUUUUUAACAUUAAUUGGAGUUAUUGAUGGAUUAAAUAGAAAUGCAAAAUUUUUAACUUUUAGUUCAAGAACUUUUAAAAUUUUUACAAGUUUAGAUGCUUGUAUUGAUAAUUUUGAUUUUUUAAGUGAUGUUGAAAAUUAUUCAGAUUUUCUAUAUGAUGAACCAAAUGAAUAUAAAGGAUUAUUAGAUCGUGAUUUUUGUAUUGAUUUUUCACCAAUUUUAUAUUUAGAAAAAUUAUCAAGAUUAAUGACUUCAAUUAUUAAUUCAAUUAUUGGUAAUACUGAUGAAAGUUUAAUUCAAUUUUUAUUAAAUAAAGUUGCUAAUAAUGAUCAUAAAAAAUUAGAAUUUUCAAGAGCUAAUAUGGAAAUUAUUAAAAUUUUAACUGAUUUAGCUUUAAGAAAAUUAGAGUUUUUAGAUCGUGGAGAAACUUUUAUUGUUUAUUCAACUUAUAAUCGUUUAAAAUUAGGUUAUUUAUCAAAAUCUUUUGAUUUACAAGUUUUAAGUUGUGGUAUGUUUACUGAUAAUUUAGAUAUUAAAACUUCAAGAAAUUUAUUUAAAUCUUGUGUUGAAAUUAAAGAAGUUAUGUUAGAUUCAGAUUUAGGUUUAACUAUUUUCCAAUUUGGUGCUUUAUUAGUUUAUAAAGAUGAAACUGUUGGUCCAUUAUUAACUAGAGUCUUUACAUCAGUUGUUGCUAAUCCAAAAUUACCACAACAUUAUUGUUUAGAAGCUUCAAAAAGUGUUGGUUUAGGUAGUAAAAAAUUACCACAAGAUGCUGUUGUUACUACUAUUUAUUCAUUAACUAAUUUAUUAUUUGUUAGUAAUGAAGGAUUACAAUUACCUUCUAAAAGUGCUAGAAGAGCAGUUAAAAAUAUUUCUGGUGAAAAUGGAUUUGCAAGAGAUUAUGGAUCACCAAUUUCAUCAAGAAGAACUUCAAUUUCUUCAAUUUCUCAAGUUUUUAGUAAAGGUGGGAAUUCACAUGAAUUUGAUGAAAAUGAUUAUAAAAAAGUUUGUGAAAAUGCAGUUACUGCAAUUAUUGAAGUUUCAGAAGCAUGUGAUGAUGAAUCUGUUCCAGCAUUAGCAUGUACUAUUUUAUCUCAAAAAGUAGCCAAGAUUGAUUCAGCAAUUGGUCCAUUAAUUUUGAAAGGUUUAAGUUCAUGUGCACCAUUUUUACCAGAACGUGAAUUUAUUAUUUUAGUUAGAUUAUUAAAUAAAUUAUCAUUUGAUGCAUUAGAAAAGAAAAAUAUGGUAUUAUUAGGAAAUUUAACUGAAGCUAAAUGUAUUUUAUCAACUAAAUUGAAACAAGCAAAUCCAUUAUAUUUUGUUUAUUUACAUGAAUUAUUACAAGCUAUAAUUAGUAAAGGUGAUGUUCAACAAUUAGAACAUCAUAGACCACAUACUGAAAUUAGUGAAGUUGGUGAUCAAAUUGCAAUAUAUUUAAAACCAUUAGCUGCUUUAUUACCAGAUGUUAAUUUAGGUCAAGAACCAUUAGACAUUAAAAAGACAGAAACUAUUAAUUUAUUUAGAAAUAUUUGGUUUAAUAUGGUUGUUCAUGGUUAUAAUGUUAAUUCCAAAAAUAGUCAAAUUUUUAAAACAGAAUUAGAAAGAAUUGCAUAUAAUUCACCACCAUUAGCUUCAGAAUUAUCUUGGGAUAGAACCGAAACUUCAAUUGAAUUAAACACUGUUUUGAGAAGAGGUUCAUCAAACCAUAAUAUCAAAGAUCAUAGAUCAUUUUUAGGUGAUAUUUUUGAAGUUCAUCGUACUUUGUCAUAUCCAAAAUUAAUGUUCUUAUCAGCUACUGUAUUUUGUGAAAGUUUAAGAGUUAAAAGUGGCAAUUGUUCCAAAAUUUUAUUAUAUUUCACUGAUCCUUCAAUUAAAUCAUCAGGUAUUGAAAAAUAUUUAGGUCCAAUUGCAUUCAAAGUUGUUAGAGAUUAUAUUACUUUAGUAAUUUCAGGUGCUAAUAAACAAUUUACAGCUGAUCAUAUUGCUGCACAAUUAACAACCAUGUUAACUUAUUGUACUUAUCCAGUUGAAGAUAUGCAAGAUGCAGCCAUGCAAUGCUGUGAUUUAUUAAUUAAUAAAGUACCUGCUUCAUUAUGUCAUAAAAAAUCAUUAUUUGCAUUAUUUGAUAUUUUAACUUUAUUAUUUCAAAGUAUUGCUGAUGCUGAUGUUCAUGAAUAUGAACCUACAACUUCUUUUAGAGCUAGAUGUACUGGAAUAAAAAUUCAAAUGUCAGAUGAUUAUGGUUGGAGAUGUUCAACAUUCAAUAGAUUUCAUGAAAAAUCAAAACAUUGGAUUAACCUUCUUUUGUAUAAAUCAAAUGUCGAUGUCAAGAGUUUAAUUCAAUCUUAUGUAUCAUCAAAUGAAGAAUUAAAUUAUGAUACACCAAUUCAAUUUGGAUUAUCAUUUGCAUUACAAAUGUCUGGUAAUAUUUCAUCUCACGAUAGAGAAUUGAAUGCUAUUACUUAUGCAAAUAUAUCAGCUUUAGAUAGUUUACCUACUAUUGUUGCUCAAUUAAAUUGGAGAUCAAAUUUUGUAACCAGAAUUAUGAAUCAAUUGCCAUUAAGAACUGAUGAAGAUAUUGAUUUAGCUUUCAAAGCAAUUAGAGACAAAGUUUACAAGAUCAAAUUAGAUAUAAAAUCAGCUACUGAUGAUGAUGUAUUAAAAUUAUUAUCAGAAAUUGCAGGAUUAACUUUAUUAAGUGAUGUAAACAAUGCAGAAUUAGUUAGAUAUAUGGUUGAAAUUCCAUUUAUGAUGUUUGAACCAACAGUAAUGAUUAGUGCAGCUGGUGUUUGGUUUGCAGUUAUGAAAGAUAAACCAAAAUUAAGUAUGUUAUUAAUAAGUGAAUUAGCUAAAAAAUGGGAAGAAUCUAUUGAAUUGAGAAAAGGUUUAUUUUCACAAGAACAUGAUUUAAAUCAUGCAGAAUUUGAUAAGAUGGAAUAUGCACCAAGUAAUAGAACUAUUGUUAAUAAAUUAGCUGAAAAAGCUCAAAGAAGUUUCGGACCUCAUUUAGAAAUAAUUAAAUUAUUUUCAAGUAAUUUUGAGGCAACUUUAAAUCAAAGUGAUCAUUUAUUAAAAUUAUUUACAAGAUUUGUUGAAGUUGGUUUAGAAAAUUUAAAAAUUGCAAGUUAUCAUCCAUUAUCAAGAUUGGUUAGAUUUGAAUUAAUAAAAUUUUCAUUUGAAGUUUUACAUGUUCAUAUUAGAUUAGGUUCAAGAUCAAGUAGAAAAUUAACUAAUUUAAUAUUUGAUGGUGCUUUAACUUGGUUUAGACAAAGAAGUACUUAUCCAUUUGGUGGUGAUAAAUUAAAAUUUAAAAGUGAAGCUAUUGUUAUGAGAGAAGUUUCUAAAAUGGCAAGUGCUGUAUCAUCAUUUAAAUCUGGUGAAAUUGAAAUGAAAAAAAAUUUAUUUUUACAUUUUCUUGAUGAUGAGAUUUAUAAAUUUAAUGUUUGGUUAACUAGUAGUAAUCCAAAUGAUUCUUCAGGUUCAGUUAUUAGUACAGCUAUUAAUAAUUCUUUGAUUACUAGAGCAUAUGAACUUGAUCCUAUUUUAGCUAUAAAUCUUGCAUUAAGAUAUAAACAUAAAAAUCAUGAUGAUUUAUUACAACAACUAAUUAUCAAAAAUCCAUUACCUGCUGUUUAUUAUCCAGAUGCUGUUCAAUUUUUCAUUGGUAUUAAUGCUGGUACUCAUAUGCCAUCAUAUCAAUUAUUAUUUUGGGCUCCUUUAUCACCAAUUGAUGCAAUCACUUUAUUUUUACCACCAUUUGGUGCAAAUUCAUUCAUAUUACAAUAUACUAUGAGAUCAUUAGAAAGUCACGAUGUUAAUUUAACAUUUUUUUAUGUUCCACAAAUUGUUCAAUCUUUAAGAUUUGAUGCAAAGGGAUAUGUUGAAAGAUUUAUUAUUGAAACUGCAAAAGUCUCACAAUUAUUUGCUCAUCAAAUUAUUUGGAAUAUGUUAGCAAAUAGUUUUAAAGAUGAAGAUUCAACUGAACCAGAUGAUUUAAAACCUGUAUUAGAUAGAAUUCAAGAAACUAUGUUAAAAACUUUUAGUAAAGAAGAUUUACAAUUUUAUCAUAAAGAAUUUGGAUUUUUUAAUGAAGUUACUGAUAUUUCAGGUAAAUUAAAACCAUAUAUUAAAAAGACAAAAGCUGAAAAAAAGGCCAAAAUUGAUGAAGAAAUGGCAUUAAUUAAAGUAGAGCCAGGUGUUUAUUUACCUUCUAAUCCAGAUGGUGUUUUAGUUGAUAUUAAUCGUAAAAGUGGUAGACCUUUACAAUCUCAUGCAAAAGCUCCAUUUAUGGCAACUUUUAAAAUUAAAAAAGAUUUAAUUGAUUAUGAUGAAAAAGGAAAAGAACAAACUAUUGAAAUUGAAAAAUGGCAAAGUGCAAUUUUUAAAGUUGGUGAUGAUUGUAGACAAGAUGUUUUAGCAUUACAAUUAAUUUCAAUUUUUAGAACUAUUUGGAAUGAUUCAGGUUUAGAUCUUUAUGUAUUUCCCUAUAGAGUUACUGCUACAGCACCUGGUUGUGGUGUUAUUGAUGUUUUACCAAAUUCAACAUCAAGAGAUAUGUUAGGUAGAGAAGCAGUUAAUGGAUUAUAUGAAUAUUUUAUAACAAAAUUUGGACCAGAAAAUUCAAUUGAAUUUCAAAAAGCAAGAAAUAAUUUAAUUAAAUCAUUAGCUGCAUAUUCUAUAAUUUCUUAUCUUUUACAAUUUAAAGAUAGACAUAAUGGUAAUAUUAUGUAUGAUGAUCAAGGUCAUAUUUUACAUAUUGAUUUUGGAUUUUGUUUUGAUAUUGUACCAGGUGGUGUUAAAUUUGAAGCUGCUCCUUUUAAAUUAACUCAUGAAAUGAUUAUGGUAUUAGGUGGGAAUGAUGAAACUCAAUCAUUUAAAUGGUUUGAAGAAUUAUGUAUAAAAGGUUAUUUAGCUUGUCGUCCAUAUUUGGAAACUAUUGUUAGAACAAUAACACCAAUGUUAGAAUCUGGUUUACCAUGUUUUAAAGAUACAACAAUAAAAAAUUUAAGAUCAAGAUUUGUACCAACAAAAACUGAUAAAGAAGCUGCUUUAUAUUUUAAAAAAUUAAUUAAAAAAUCAAUGGAAAGUUUUUAUACUAAAGGUUAUGAUGAAUUUCAAAGACUUACUAAUGGUAUUCCAUAUUAG
Molecule: messenger RNA, 5667 nt
Organism: Lodderomyces jiufengensis
Lineage: Eukaryota; Fungi; Ascomycota; Pichiomycetes; Serinales; Debaryomycetaceae
Gene: STT4
Product: 1-phosphatidylinositol 4-kinase
Exons: 1
Coding region: 1-5667 (1888 amino acids)
Biological process (GO): phosphatidylinositol phosphate biosynthetic process; phosphatidylinositol-mediated signaling
Cellular component (GO): plasma membrane; cytoplasm
Molecular function (GO): 1-phosphatidylinositol 4-kinase activity
Source: RefSeq, a predicted model, not a curated record